AGCCCCGACCCUCCCGGUAGUCACAGAAGUCAAGUUUGACAAGGUUUCAGUUUAAUUAGUGGAUGAAAUUUUCUUAAUAUAACAGAGCCUCGGGAAACAUAUAGGAUUACUUUUUAACGGUAACAUCCUGACACGUGAACAUUAUGAAAAUUAGUUAACAAGAUUAGUAUCGUUACUGAACGCUUUUUCGCACUGGACUGCAGAUCGAUUCAACUAUUUUUGCUAAUAGCAGCAAUCUAAAGCAAUGCUAAACAUCAAAAGCGUACAGUGGCGUCAGCUGUAGGGGGAAAACACCUGGUUUGAUCGACAGGUAACUUGGUCGUGAAAUCUGAACCGCCAUGCCCGUGGAGGAGAAACCUGACGCACGUUUGCGCUCCGGAAGAAUGAACUUAGGCCGGCACCUUAUAAGUUUUGGCGUUAACCCUGCAGCUGUGGCUUAUGCCAUGACUACACUCGGGUCUUGCAUGAUAAACAAUAUAUUCAGCUUCUACUAUGUCAAACUGUUUAUCAAUAAGUACAAGAUAUCAGAGGGCGCUUUCCACCAAUCACAGGUGGUGUACAUGAUGUGGAAUGCACUCAAUGACCCUCUCUUUGGCUACCUACAAGAUAACUCCAGGUUGUCCUGCUGCUCUCAGAGACGUCUCUCCAUCCUGUAUGGUGCUCCCCUCUACUCGCUCACUUUUCUUCUAGCCUGGUUCCCUUGGCGGGCCUACACCCCUGGUGACUGGUUGAGCGGCUUACACUUGACAGUUGCACUGUGUGCUUUUGAUGGCUUGCUCACUUUUGUGCUGCUGGCACAAUGUGCAUUGUUUGCAGAGAUAUCUAGUCACCAUCAGAGCCGACUCAGACUUGUGAAGUACAGCCAGGUGGCUUCUCUCAUUGGCUCCUCCAGUGUUCUCUUCUGUGGUAUGGUGUCCAGAAACAUGGAGGACUUUACAGCCUUCCAAGCCUUCACAGUGCUGACCGCUGUCAUAAGCUGCGGAUGCAUGCUCUAUACGGGCUUCCACAGUGAGAGCCGCUUUGAUAACAAAGUGUCUGCAUUGAAUGAACAGUUCUCUGUUGACAAGGCUUCUGAUCAGUCAGUGUUUUCGUUCUCCACGUUAAGAACUUUGAUGUGGCAAAUCCUGACCAACAAGGAUUUCCAGAUGUUUGUGCUUAUGAACUUCUUCCAAGUGUUCAUGUUGGCAUUUCUCAAUAAUUUUACCAUGAUAUUUGCUGAGCACCUGAUUCCUCCAGAUGUGCUUCCAUCACUGGCAAAAAGCAUCAUGUAUGGAGCAGGAUUCAUCUGUCCACAGCUGUUAGUAUUGAGCUGUCAGAGCCUCCUCCGUGGCCUUGGCUACUACAGGAUCAUCCUCUUCACCUUCUAUAUGGAGGCUGGGAUGGCAGUUGUGAUGCUGGCACUCGGUUCUCAGCACUACUAUAUCCUGGCAUUUUUCCUCACUGUUAACAUGGUCAUUGUCCAAGCAGCCUUCAGUCUUUUUGGUUUGCCUUUGGCUGACAUCAUUGACACAGACCUGCAUAUGUACAAACGCAGUUCCCCUCUCUCCUCCAUGGUGUUUGGGACGAAUGCUCUGUUCACCAAGCCGGCUCAGUCCCUGGCCCCUAUGAUAGUGCUUUACAUUCUCAACCAGUUUGGAUAUGAACAGCUGAAGGACACAGGGAGGGAUUCAAAUCCAAGCGCCCUGGAGAGUCUCCACAACAUCAUGUUCUACUUGGUGUGUCUGGUGCCCAUGUGUGUCGCUGUUGUGCAGGCCCUGGCUUGGAGGCUGUUUUCCAUACGCAGCAGUCACACUGUUGACACAAAGUACAUUGAUGGCUAACAUCAAGAUUUUAAAUAUUCAAAGGGAUUUCUUGAAAUGAGAGCUUGUUUAUUGCUAAGUAAGAGAUUGUGUGAACAAUGUUUCACUUACUGGAUAUUUGGGAGAAUUUUGGGUUUUACUGAUGCUGGUUAAGUGGUGAACGACUUUAAGUCCUCUUGGUGAGCUCAUAGGUGACUUGCUCUAACUGUCUUUAUCUUUUUCAAAAAUAAUAACUGGAUAGCUGGACCAAAUAUGGCAGGGAUCGUGAUACUUUGUUAAAUGUCAGACACUUUGUCCAGUCAGUGACCUCAGUGGGUAAUUAGCAGGAACAUACUGUGUGAUGGACACUGCGUGAAACAAAGGACCAAGUCCUCAGGAGGCAUGUGAAGACUGUCCUUGUCUAAACUGAAAGUAAAUUAGAAAGUUACUACAGGAGGUUUUGAGCAGCAUCCUAAAACAUCAACUGAUACAGAAGUGAUACAUACUGACAGUGGUAAUGAGGGAACAUCCAAUUUAAAUAAAACAUGAUGCCAACAUGGCGUGCAGCUUUGGCAGCUAAAGGUCAGAACUCUUGAGCUAAGACAGGUCAAGUAGAUGAGCCUGAACUGAAGAUUAAUGAAUACUUACUGUAGACUCACUACCUCUUAUGUCUGAGCACACAAGCCAGAAAAAAAAAUGAAAUAAACGAUGAAUUUUAAUUUUUUUCACUGAAGAACA
This is a messenger RNA of Scatophagus argus, 2516 nucleotides long. It is a transcript of the gene mfsd13al, whose product is annotated as major facilitator superfamily domain containing 13a-like. The transcript is spliced from 7 exons. NCBI's taxonomy places the organism in Eukaryota, Metazoa, Chordata, Actinopteri, Scatophagidae. The record is from RefSeq and is a predicted model, not a curated record. Bases 339 to 1820 code for a protein of 493 amino acids.